UGAAGGGUGUGGCUCUGGAGAAGUAUAGAAAGAAGCUGCUCGUCCCAGACAGGAAUAGAGCUGGUUAGCCCAUUACUGCUCUGUGUCCACAGAGUCCAAAGAAACUUAGGCCCUUUGGGACAGAUUUAUUUUUUUCGCCUGGGAAAAGAGCACCGGACUGAAGACAAUGGCCUGGUGGAAAGCUUGGGUUGAGCAAGAAGCUAUCACUGUGAAAGGCAGCCCCCACUUUAACCCUGACCCUGAUGCUGAAACUCUGUACACGGCCAUGAAAGGAAUUGGAACCAACGAGCAAGCCAUCAUUGACGUUCUCACCAAGAGGAGCAACACACAGCGGCAACAGAUCGCUAAAGCGUUCAAGUGUCGGUAUGGAAAGGAUCUGACUGAGACCUUGAAAUCUGAACUGAGUGGCAAGUUUGAGAGACUUAUCAUAGCUCUCAUGUACCCACCAUACAAAUACGAAGCCAAGGAAUUACACGAUGCCAUAAAGGGCAUAGGAACCAAAGAAGGAGUCAUCAUUGAGAUCUUGGCAUCUCGGACCAAAGCCCAGCUUAGGGAAAUCAUGAAAGCUUAUGAGGAAGAAUAUGGUUCCAACCUGGAAGAAGAUAUUAAAUCAGACACCAGUGGAUACCUGGAAAGAAUCCUGGUCUGCCUUCUACAAGGCAGUAGAGAUGAUAUGAGUGGUUUUGUGGAUCCAGGACUGGCACUCCAGGAUGCACAGGAUCUCUAUGCAGCUGGAGAAAAGAUACAGGGUACUGAUGAGAUGAAAUUUAUCACCAUCCUUUGCACCCGGAGCGCCACCCACUUGAUGAGAGUGUUUGAUGAAUACCAGAAAAUUGCCAACAAGAGCAUCGAAGACAGCAUUAAGAGUGAGACCCAUGGUUCCCUGGAGGAGGCGAUGCUCACUGUGGUGAAGUGCACCAGGAACAUUCACCGUUACUUUGCAGAGAGGCUGUACUGUUCCAUGAAGGGAAUAGGAACUUGGGAUGGUACCCUGAUCCGAAAUAUUGUUUCAAGGAGUGAGAUCGACUUAAAUCUCAUCAAGAAUGAGUUUAAGAAGUUGUAUGGGAAGUCUCUUUCUAGCAUGAUCAUGGAUGACACUAGUGGAGACUACAAGACAGCUCUGCUGAAUCUGGUUGGGAAUGACUCCUGAAGCUUUCAGAGGCAGAAGAGAAUAUCAGAAAUGGGAAUUAGAAUUACAGGAUACCAUUAUUGUCAAUACUGGGGAAAUCACAUCCAACAAGCUUUUAUUUACAGAGUUUCUAUUUUCUUUGUUGUUGUUGUUGUUGUUUUACAAAAUCUCCAACCUUUUCAAGCUAAUAUUUCAAGCAGUUGGAAUCAAAUAUGUCGCUCUAUCUUCCCAGCACAAGAGAAGAGCCCAAAUUCUAUAUCAGGCUGAAUAAGGAAACCUAAGGGGCUCAAUUAAGAACUGGUACUAAAUACAAUCACAAUACCGUGAUUGUGAAACUAGCCACAUGUCUUGAAUCUGAUAGAAUUAAAUCAUUUAGUUCAAGGCAAAUUAUCACAAGAUUUAAUUAGGAAUGACUGAAAACAGAACACAAUUUUAACAAUUUAAAAUAUUAUUAGUUGGUUAUCACCAGUAUCUUUAAAAAAAAACCAUCCUCAUCUAGAAAUUCUGGGAGAUCAGAGGAUACUAAAUUUCAUGACAUGAGAAGCUGAAGUUGAUCUAUCAUAUUUGCCAAAUCAGCUGCUCCUGGGGAGACUGAAAGCCGGAUAGGGAUAGAGCAGAGAAAGGUGUUGCCAGAGCCCAAUAGCAAUUGUUGACAGCAAUUAAAUUCCUAGGAAGACUCAAUGUAUUUGCGAUAGGUGGCCCUCUCUGUUGGAGAACUUCUGAAUUCUUUGUUGUAUUUUGCAAAUUAAUAAAGAUUUGUAUAUUAAAACCUAA
Messenger RNA from Sarcophilus harrisii (Tasmanian devil), 1903 nucleotides. RefSeq names its product annexin A8. The transcript has 13 exons. Gene Ontology annotation, cellular component: cytoplasm. The coding region runs from base 167 to 1150 and encodes 327 amino acids. Gene Ontology annotation, molecular function: calcium ion binding; calcium-dependent phospholipid binding. The record is from RefSeq and is a predicted model, not a curated record. Lineage: Eukaryota; Metazoa; Chordata; Mammalia; Dasyuromorphia; Dasyuridae. Gene Ontology annotation, biological process: endosomal transport; endosome organization; negative regulation of serine-type endopeptidase activity.